Messenger RNA from Dunckerocampus dactyliophorus (ringed pipefish), 3676 nucleotides. RefSeq names its product gamma-glutamyl carboxylase (gene ggcx). The transcript is spliced from 15 exons. The record is from RefSeq and is a predicted model, not a curated record. The coding region runs from base 153 to 2498 and encodes 781 amino acids. Gene Ontology annotation, biological process: peptidyl-glutamic acid carboxylation. Lineage: Eukaryota; Metazoa; Chordata; Actinopteri; Syngnathiformes; Syngnathidae. Gene Ontology annotation, molecular function: vitamin binding; gamma-glutamyl carboxylase activity.
GCCACGGCACUGUGUUUGUGUGUGUGGGAUGGAUUGUGACACGUAACUUGGUUCGUCUUGUUGAAGCCACCCGUCCCGGCAGGACACCUCCACCUGGGGCCGGGAGAGCACACGGAAGAUUUUUGAAGACAUUAUUUUAAACAUUUAGCAACAUGGAGGGGAGAGACGCGACUGCAGCUGCUCUCGUGGGCAAUGAGGGAGAACAGACAGCUACAAAGAAGGCUGCCCUUCCUAAGAAAAAAGAUCAACCUAAAAGUAAGAUGGAGCAACUCUUUGGCUUCAAGAAGGAAGACUUGACCUCCUGGCCCAGCCUGGUGACCCUCCUGAACCGACCCACGGACCCUGCAUCAUUGGGCAUCUUCCGUUGCAUGUUUGGCAUGCUGAUGGCCAUUGACAUCACACAGGAGCGUGGCCUCAGUCACGUGGACUACAAGUACCUGGAUGGUGCCCCCGUGUGCCGCUUCCCACUCUUCAACUUCCUGAAGCCGCUGCCCAUGGAUUGGAUGUACCUGGUCUAUCUGGUGAUGUUCAUUGGCGCAUUGGGCAUCAUGCUAGGCUGCUUCUACCGCCUCUCCUGCCUGAUGUUCACAUCCACAUACUGGUACAUCUUCUUCCUGGACAAAACGGCGUGGAAUAACCACUCAUACCUCUACGGCCUCAUCGGAUUUCAGCUGACGCUCAUGGACGCAAACAGAUACUGGUCGAUGGACGGCUUAAGAAGACCCGCCAUAAGAAACGCCCAUGUGCCGCUGUGGAACUAUACCUUGUUGAGGACGCAGAUAUUUAUUGUCUACUUCAUCGCUGGAGUCAAGAAGCUGGAUGCUGAUUGGGUGGGGGGGUACUCCAUGUCCUACUUGGCGAAUCAUUGGCUGUUUGAUCCUUUCAGGGUGAUUCUUCCCGUGGAGUUAGUGAGUCUGCUAGUGGUCCAUGGCGGUGGUCUCAUUCUGGACCUAAGUGCUGGCUUCCUACUCUUUUUUGACGCCACGCGACCUUAUGCGUUUGUCUUCGUCAGCUACUUCCACUGCAUGAACUCUCAGCUCUUCAGCAUUGGCAUGUUCCCCUACGCCAUGCUGGCCACCAGUCCACUCUUCUGCUACACCGACUGGCCCAGGUGGUUUUUCGGCUGCUUCCCGGCGUUCCUCAGGGGUAUCCUCCCGCUCACGACAGCUAACCCCCAGCCUAGCUCGUCCUGCGUUUACCAGGAGACCGGCGGUGGUCGUGCUGAACGCCAGCAGACUGCCACCAAAUCUUCAAAGCUCAAAUUCAAACACAAGCUGGCGGCCAUCUUUACUGUAGUCUACAUGCUUGAGCAGUUCUUCCUGCCAUACUCCCACUUCAUCACUCAGGGUUAUAACAAUUGGACCAACGGCUUGUACGGCUAUUCAUGGGACAUGAUGGUACACUCACGCAGCCACCAGCAUGUUAAGAUCACCUACAAGGACGGCCAAACUGGGGAGGUUGGAUAUCUCAAUCCAGGGGUGUUCACACAUAGUCGGCGCUGGAAGGACCAUGGUGACAUGCUGAAGCAGUACGCCACCUGCCUCAGUGAACUGCUGCCUCGCUACAACAUCUCUGAUCCUGAAAUCUAUUUUGACAUCUGGGUGUCCAUCAAUGAACGCUUCCAGCAAAGGAUCUUUGACCCCCGAGUUGACAUCGUGAAGGCUGACUGGUCUCCUUUCCGACCAAACCCGUGGCUGAUGCCUCUGCUGGUGGACCUCUCGCCCUGGAGGACCAAGUUCCAGGAGAUUGAGAGCACUUUGGACAAUCAGACUGAGAUUGUCUUUAUCGCAGACUUCCCAGGACUCCACUUGGAGAACUUUGUGAGUGAAGACCUGGGCAACACCAGCAUCCACUUGCUGCAGGGUAGCAUCAAUGUGGAGGUCGUGGAGGAGAAGAAAAACUACACCCUUCAAGCUGGGGAGAACAUAAAGGUUCCUGCUGGAGCUUACCACAGAGUGUACACGGUGUCUGAGGAGCCAUCUUGCUACAUGUACAUCUACGUUAACACCACAGAAGCGGCGCUGCAGCAGAACUUUACCAAGUUGUUGGACCUCCAGGAGCGCAUUCGCAACGGCACAGAAAAGGUCAACAAACGAAAAAACACACUGACCAAAGCAAGUCUAACCCCAACAGAAACAGAGCCUCUCCCACCGGAGCUGCAGCCUCUCCUGUCGGCAGACAACGAUGUUGGGUCGGAGGUCAACGCCACCGAUCCCAUUGUGAGGCUCUUCCUGAAGAGGCAGCGGCGUAUCAAGGAGGUGAAGAAGCGGCGGGAGGCCGGCAUGCUGGAGCGACUAGAGCGUUUUGCCGUGAAGAAGUACUACAGCAUACGACGAGGAUUCUUGAUGACUGCCAUCGCCAUGCGAAACCUGGCCGUGGGUUUGCCUCCACUGGAGCAACUGACGCAGGAAGUGGCGUUCGCCAACAUGAAAGAACCAGAGGCGGAGGCCAAACUGGACGCACGGCUUAAAGAAGAAGUCGGUCAUGGAGAACUCUAAAAAUAUGUUACUGCUGUUGGUACUACUGGACUGUUACUAUCACGGAGGGAAGGCCUAUAUGGAUAUUUUUUAUAAGCUGUUUGCCAUUUAAGAUCAUUUCCAAAAUAUGAAGACAGUAUUUUGUUGUGUGUGCUGCUAAGAUAAUGACAGCGAUAUCAGCAAGUUUUGCAUUGUUUACUUUAACUGAAAUGUACGACGGAGUAUUAGGGCCACACUGAAAAAAAAAUCUCAGAUUUCAAGAAUAAAGUUGUACAUUUACGAGAAUAAUGGGUUUGGGUUUUUUUUCCCCCCAAAAAAGGUACAGAUUUGAGUGAGUAAUACUGAUAUAUUGUUCAUUAUAGCAUUUCUCUUGUUUGCAAAUUAUUACAUUGAAUAGCAGUUUUAAAAAAUGCCCAAAAUUACUGUUUUUUUUCCUCCAAUAGUGGCCUUAAGUCACUUUUUUCUCUCAACUGCUGAGAGCACCGGGCAUUGAUAAGUACAAAAUGCAUUUUAACAAUAAAAUGUAAUAUGUUUUAAUUUUUUCACAAUUAAGUAAUAUUUGGGUAAUGUACCGUAAUACUGAAUGGAAUAUGUCAUUUAACAAAGUACAUAUUAAAAUUAUAAAAUGGCUCAAAAUGAAUGGGUCAAAAUGAAAAUGGGUCAAAAUGAAUUUUUAAUUUUGUAAUGAUAUAGAUGUAGUUACAUAUGAGCCUCUCUUGGCACAUGUUAGCGUCACCAGAGCAGACUUGGCUACUCGCUGUACUUUUUCCACUUGCUUGGCCUUCAUCUUUAUCUUAUUGCACCCUUUUGCUCACACUCAGUAUCGACCAGCUCCAACCAGCUAAGACCACUAGGUCACAUAUAGAGACCACUGGGGGGGUGGGUUAAGCUAGGUAAAAGGACACCUGACCAGAAGUGCCUCGGACUUGCUCCUCCACCUGUGUAUCAUUCUUCCUGGUACAUUAAACUGUUCAAAUUGCGCUAUAGUUUUCCCAGACUUAUUUGGAAGCAUUAAAGAUAACCUUACAGCGACAAAACUUUCAAGUGUAUAGUGAUAUUUGUAAAUGAAAUUAGGAAGAAAAAAUGUGAGGCCUUAAUUUAAUGAAGCAAAGCAUCUAUUAAGAGGGGAGACCACUAUUGGAGGAAAUACUCAGCUUUUUUCCUGCUAUCAGUGAGCUAUGCAAACCUUCAUACUGUGA